ACGGACACGUAUUCGUGCUUGGUUCCGAGUUGUGAACUUCUAACGAAUAAAUACUGUAAAUUCAUGAGAAGCUAAUCGCGGCAAAAAAAAAAGAAAAAAUAGAAUGUAAGACAGGAUUCGAAAUGCAUUGUGUUUCGGUUAUCGCGCAACAGCUGUGCUUAAUAGCUUUCAGCCCCGUGUUCACGUAGGGAGAAAAACAUAGACCCGCGUUAUUUUCGGCGAUGCGUCGGGGAUGGAUUGUUCGAACGGAAAGAUCAAAGCGAGGGGAAGAGAGUAUGUACGGUUUGAGUUGAUUGCUCCCCUUGCUCGAAGUUUAAUCGAAAACGUAGAAAUUAUAGGAUUAAAAUCAGAACUAUAUUCGAGUUAAAUGGCAAGAAGGGGCGUCCUUGAUUCAGAACGGAAAGGAACGACUUUUCCACGACAUUUCCAUCCUCGUGACAUUCCGUCAUCGUUUGCUCCGAUACGUAUAUUUUUAACUGCUCGUUUUUUUUUUUACCAAACUGUCGCAAUGCAUCACGAAUUAUCGCUCGAUAAUAGAUCGAUAACGCAGAUAGAUAACGCAUUUACAAUCUCCGCAGAGAUAAAAAUAUUUUUCAAAAAUGAAUUUUCCAUUUUAUCCGCGGAAAAAUGUCCGAAGAUCUUGGAGAUUGAAGAAUUUUCCGUAAAAACGAAAGAAACCCAGACUAAGACGGAUCCAAUUAAAGAGACGCAAGAGCACACUCGGUUAGUUGAAAAUCUCGCGUCCUCCUUGAAAUCAAAACGACGGUGUAUACACAAUUAUCGCGCGUUCGUUGCCUCCGUUCAACUACGCACAACCCUCCUCUAAAAACAUACAAUGAUUACCAUUACAAACGAAACAUAAUUAAUGUUUGCGAUAAAGCUCGAACGCUCGUCGAACGGCUCGUGAAAAAUUAGAACACGACGGAAAAAUAGUAAGUAGUCAUUUAUUUAUGCUGAAUCGAGGGGAAUAGACGACGUCCAUGAUUGAGACGCACACACGAUACAUCGGGUUCGUGUUCACGUUCACCAUGUCACCGACACCAACCACGCGAUCAGCUGUGCUCGUUCACCCGUCACUGUUCCCGUGACCUCGCUUUCGAGAUCACGAUAUCGAAAAAAACCAAUAGUAUUUUUUUUUUCUUCCUUUUAAAAUCGACAGCUUUACCGUUAAAUUCGUUCGAGAAAAUGAGAAACGAAAUUAUUACUCGAAUUCUUAGCAAUGAACAACAAACACUAGCGCUGCCCUAGUGCUGCCCUCCUUGGUUCAAAUAACUUAACUAAUAUUUCGAAACGUCCGAGAAGUCCGAAACUUUAUCACUUUCUCGAUACCGUUUUUCUUACGAUAAAUAAAUUAAACUGUUUCAAAAUCUGUCAAAGUUUGAACGAGUUUUCUAACUUUAUUCGAAACGAAAAGCAACUGUGAACCUCAAAUAUCGCGACACGUAUCUUCUCGGGAUGAGAAAAAAAUCGAGAUAAGAUAUUUUAAAUAGAUACGAUAAAGAGAUAUUUUAAAUAGAUAUGAUAGAAUAUAAAUAUAUUUAAAGCAGGGGGUUUAUCAGUACUUUGCAAAUUAUCAAUACGAACGUUCUCUAAAAAAUAAUUUUACAUAUUGACAAUCGAAUGCAUCUCGAAAAAUUGCGAAGAAAGAGUGUUGCUGAUCCAGACGGGGAUUCAAACGGAAUUGAAACGGUUUGGCAGGGAGAUGGCCUUCCAGAAAAAAUGUGUAAUCGUUGUGUAACAAGAGCAGAAUCUGCCCUAUUAUAUAGAGAACAAUGUCGUGCAGCAGAUAGAGCAUUAAGACAAGCUCUUUUAAAGGUUUCUGGUUUGACUUCGUAUGCAACAGUAUCUAGUUAUAAAUUAUAUCAACAUAAUCAAAAUUUUGCAUCUAUUCAAAAUUCCCAUAAAACUUUGAAAUGUAUAGACUGUGGAGCAAUAUAUACAAAUUAUCAGGAAUUCUGUGCUCAUAGUAGAUCACAUUUGCCCUUUGUUCAAGACGAUAUACCUAUGCAACAUAUGCAUAUAGUAGAAUCGCAAAAUUCAUAUUUAAAUUUUAACUUUGGUCAUCUGAGUUCCAAUUGUUUAACUAAUGAAAAUCUUCAGCAUACACAAUCAUCUUCAUUGAUUAGAUCAAAUAUGAUGCAAAUGAUUCCAAUAAAUGAAAAUCCUAGUCGUGCAGCUUGUGCUCUACAUUGUUCCUUAUGUAAUCGCACAUUUACUAAUAGAACUCAAUUAAUAAGUCAUAGUAUUACUCACAACUCGGAAAAUAUAGAAGUACCUUGUGAUAAUGAAAAUAUAGAUAUCUGUGAAAAUUCUAAUCAAAUUCCGCAAAAUUUAAGUUACGAAAGAUCAAUUAAUUCCGUUGGAAAUUCUAUUCAGAAUUUAUCUUAUCACAGGUCUACAACGAAUGAUAACAACGAAAUGCAAAAUUUAGGUUUUCCCGAAAAUAUGGAUUUAGGAGACGAGGUUCGAGAGGGUAGCCCGCAACGGAUACGAAAUGCCGCAAUUCCUGAUUCAGAAAGUUAUAAUAUAACUGAUUAUCGUGCAAUAAGAUUUGCGAAAAGUCUCGAACGUAUUGACAAUAGGGAAAAUAUCAAUAGAUAUCAAUCAUGCUCUUCAAAUUUGAAUUAUAAUAAACAACAAAUCGAAAACGAGCAACAUUCAGAAAAUUUACAACAUAUACAAAUAAAAAAAUACAAAUGCGAAGUUUGCUCUAAAUAUUUUUCGCAAAAAUCGAAAUUGUUAACGCAUCAAUUAUCACACUCUGGUCAGCAACCUUUCAAAUGUUCUAAUUGCGAGAAAGGAUAUUCGUCGAAGAGUAAAUUAAAUGCGCAUAUGCGAUUACACACGAAAAUUAAUGUACAUCCAUGUAAAAUAUGUGAUAAAAUAUUUUCGUAUCCAUCUUAUUUACAGGAACAUUUAAAAACACAUAAAGAGACUAGCAAUAGCGAUAUGAGAAUCGAAGAAAAUAAAACUUUUGAAUGUAUCAGUUGUAAGAAGAAAUUCCGUCUAUUGAAAAAUCUUAAAGCUCACGAACGACUUCAUACUGGCAAAGAUUUGAUGCGAUGUGAAAUAUGUGAUAAAACGUUUAGUCGUAAUUACAACUUAAAGAUCCAUUUACGAACGCACAAAACGACGAGACCGCAUAAGUGUGAAUAUUGCAAUAAAUGUUUCGUUCAGAAAGGUAACCUUGCGGAACACAUAAGAAUUCAUACAAAAGUAAAACCUUUUGAAUGUAAAAUAUGUGGGAAGCAUUUCUCACAGUCGAGUCACUUGAAAAGUCACGAGGCUUCCCAUACAACUGUUAGGCAACAUCAAUGUCGAUUGUGUGGAAAACGAUUUAAAUUAGCUAAUCAUUUGAAGAGACAUUUGAUUUUACAUAAUGGUGCAAAGUCAUACAAAUGUCAUCAAUGUAAUCAAUUGUUUUCACAAGCAUUUAGUCUUACGAGACAUUUGAAAAGACACGAUUCUCACGGUUAAUUACAUGUAAAUAUGAUUUAUAUGUAUGUAUAUCACCUUAUAAAUAUAUAAUUCUGCAUAAAUAUAUUUUUAUAAUCU
Molecule: messenger RNA, 3555 nt
Organism: Apis cerana (Asiatic honeybee)
Lineage: Eukaryota; Metazoa; Arthropoda; Insecta; Hymenoptera; Apidae
Product: zinc finger protein 845
Biological process (GO): regulation of transcription by RNA polymerase II
Cellular component (GO): nucleus
Molecular function (GO): zinc ion binding; DNA-binding transcription activator activity, RNA polymerase II-specific; RNA polymerase II cis-regulatory region sequence-specific DNA binding
Source: RefSeq, a predicted model, not a curated record